GCUCACGCUAUAUUCACAUUCUUAGCUAGCUUCAGCCUUCCUCAGAUAUCACUCCAUGUUCGGCUACAGGGAGCUAUGGAUGCGUUCGAGGACCUGCACCGGUCAGUUGCUAUUCAUCUUGCUUGCUCACUCCACCGGCCUAGGCAGAUAUGUUUUCUAUUCCAGACCGGGUUACAUCUUAGCCCUCGUCCGCUCCGUUUAGCGUCCGUCCCGUCCGACUCCGUCCCGAAUUCCGUCACACCGUAGACAAUGACCUUAAAGUGCUUUACGCCACCCAGCCAGGCUACCAGGUUUGACAUAGUCGCCGUUCCAGCAAUCGGAGCGAACCCUAUCGUCACCUUUCGAUAUCCCGGCCAGCCAAAGCCUGACCUCCGAGACUUGUCGAAAUGGAGACACAUGUUCUCCGCAGUCACAGAUGCGCGGGUGUUCAUGUACACCUUUGACCCUCCGGAAGACGCCAAGUCCCACGGCAUCACAAAGUAUGCGGAAGACCUCCUUCGCGAAAUGGACGACCAGGGCCUAGGCUCCAACCGUCCCAUACAUUUUGUCGGGCACAGCACUGGCGGCAUUGUGGUUAAGAGGGCUCUAGUGGUAGCCAACGGAAGCAACAAGCCCAGGAUUUUGCAGAUCAAGAGAGACUGUAUUAGCGUUGCAUUCUUCGGCACGCCUCAUCAUGGAAGUACUGUGCUGUGCCAAAGCACAUACAAGCAAGCCGUUGCCGAUCUCUUAGGCCUCAACAUACCCAUGAGUGAGCGAGUGCGCCAAGAUUUGCUCAAGAUCGAGAACAUCGACGGAGUCGGCAGCUUUAGUCGCGUAUUCCAACCCCUCACAAUCAAUAUGGAGAAGAUUUGGAGCUUCCACGAGGCGAUGGCGUCCAAGCUCCAAGUGAGGGCGAAAUCCAGCACCGGCUCCGGUUCUACGACCAUCGCCCGACUCGUCGUCGAAGAGCGAAGCGCAGCACUGGACGGCGCUAGCUUAGCUCGGUAUCCAGUUGACUGCGAGGAACUAAUUCCUAUUAUUGCGGAUCAUGCAUCUCUUCCCCGCUUUGGCGAUCGCCCCAAUUCCAGGGCAUAUGCCAAAUACAUUGAAAAGCUUCAGCUUCAGUUCAGGGCGAUCGCAACAGUACGAGGAGAGGGUUUGGAUCCCCGAUGGCUAGAGCACAAAUUGACAGUCGAAGUCCAUCGCUUCCACAACCUCGAGGAGGACAACCAAAUGGGCAUCAAGCUAUGGUCGGUUUAUCCGCUGCUUUACGAUUUGCUUGAGGACGGCCCUGAGGCUUGUCUCAACAACAGAAUUGCUUCAGCCCUUCGUCCCACCACGGCAAUAGAACAAACCGCCAGGAAAGAUCCGCCGCCUCCGCCUUCAGAGUCUGCCGAGCCGAACCCGAAUCGGCCUCGUCCGCGUAGUAAUUCGUCUCCCGAUCGCCAGGGUAACGCGAAGCAGCCCUUAAAGCUUCAGGUUGAGAACUCAUGCAAAGGAUCCGCGGAUGCCCACCACGAACGUCGGCCACAAAGCGCAUCCACAUUGGUCGACUCGGAUCCAUCCAAGGCUAGUCGCGAGGAGUCCUCACGCCCUAACAACCAGCGUGACGAUGACGCAGAGAGUGACAUUAGCUCACCCUCUGCGUAUUCACUUCCAGAAGCCAGUCGCUUCCGCUGGAUUCACAUUCCAUGUAAUCAUCUUGUUUGGGUCGAGAAGAUCUUCCUUGCUGUGGAAAAAGAGCGUGAGAAACAGUGGUUUGAUGAGAUCGCCGAGUCAACGCCCACCAGUGCGGAAACGGAGAUCAUGGCUCAGUCAGCUAGCCCACAAGAUAUAACAAUGGCCGAGACGCCCACCGAGUUACUGGAAAAUGCCCUGGAGGAUCCUCUCGUAGCAAAUCUUCUCAAAGCCAAAGAGCGUGUAGAAGCGAAGGGCAUAGCUGUACCCGACCUGAAGGAGGUUCUCAUGGAUCCUCGUCAACAAGCUCACCUGCUUAAACUGGCACAGAACGUCUCUACGCAGAAGCGAACUAAUUUGAUUCCCGAAGCGGCACAGGUAGUCGAAGAGAUCCGCGAAAACCGCAUUAUUGUGGGUACGAUAAAGGAGAAGAUUCGUGAAGGCCAAGUGCCAGACCCCUCAGUAAUCACCCAGAAGCUGCGCGAGGAUAGAGAUCGACCGAGACUCACGAGUGCUGUGUUGGACGAGGGAUAUUGGACGCGGAAACAGAGGAACUCUCGUCACGGACUACCGCAUGGGAGGUACAUGGAGUCCUUCUGCCAAAUAUUCCUGCCGAAACGCUCGAUCGAAACGGAGUCGAUCAUGGGUGAGACCAUAGAGCAAUACGUGGCGCCAAUCUCCAGUCCCAUUGAGUCUCCGCAGCUAUGCUUCUAUAUGCCUUACCUCCAUUGGGAUACCUUUGGCAGUAUGGAAGCGCGCAACAAGCUUGUCAAGGAAAGGCUGAGGUUGCCCGUUAGCUUGGUUCGGAACCGUGCAGUCGAGCGCGGAGUCUCAAUGGAGCAUAAGUUGAUAUGGCAGUAUCUCGUCGACACCUCGGGCCUCCCAUUACACAUCCGGCGCACUCUUGAUCAGUUCGGCGAUCCCCAUCUAGAGGACAUGGGUUCUCGUGAUAAAGACCAGGUUCUCUACAAAUGCACGAAGCCUGCGGAUGAUGAUCCAAUGACCAAGGAGAUAUUUCAUUCCGCCAAGAACCGCGCGACAAGGGCAGAGGACGCGAAAGUGCUGAUGGUCGAUCAGCUCUGGUGCUAUGUGAUUGAUUCAAACACGGUUGCGACUUUCUUCACGCCCAAAGAGGAUACAGCUUCUAGACCUCGAACUGGGUGCGAAAACGGCUCCCGACGUGGAAGCCACACGAACGAAUCUGCGAAGAGUCCGGCCGACUUAGGUGUUGACAUCCCCGGAGACUUACGCUAUCAGCUGUAUGCGGAUAUCAACGGAGAUCAACGCUUUGCAAGGCGAUGUUCCGACCCAUUCGAUUUCGUAGCCGCCACGAUAUGGCACGCGAUCACCGUGUUUCUCGAUAGAGCUGCCGACGAGGACCUUCAAGUAUUUACUCUCUUUGAAGAGAGAUUAUGUGAAUUGGUUGAUUACCGCAUCAAGUCGUUCAAGGAGUUCCGCGACAGUCAGGCGAGCGCAUCGAAGAUCUUCCAGCGUAUGGGAUACCACAGCUCAGCAACGGGCAACGAGUUCCAGAAGAUCAUUGAGGCACUAAACCCAAGCCAUGACCUUACAGCCCUGAUAGAGCUACGUGACAUUCAAGAUGAGCUAGGCAUGAUCAACACCGUCUUUUCCAAACAAGCCGUGGUCGUCAAUGAUCUCAUACACGCCUAUGGGCUCUUGGAUAGGGCAAAGGACAAGUCUGAGCCUGGAAACCACGGCCAAGCGGUCCGAUGGCUCGAGGAUGCAAAGACUCAGGUCAUACGCUAUCAAGAGAGGCUAAAACAUCUCUGCGAAGAAACGAAGAACUCACUCGAAGAAUACAAAUUCCUGCUCGACAUGAAGCAGAAGCAGAGCAACGUCAUCGAAGCGUACUUUGCUCGUAUCGCCGCGCAAACUCAGGGUCGGCAGAACCGCUCCAUUCUGAUAUUCACCAUAUUCACUGUCAUCUUCCUCCCGCUAAGCUUUUUUACCUCUCUCUUCAGCAUGAACGUGCGGGAAUGGACGGGCACCGAAAAAAACAAAACUCUUCACACAGUCCUGGCACUAAUGGUUCCCGUCUCGGUCUUCAUCAUAAUUGCCGUGCUGUUCCUCGCUUUUACGCAGCCCAUCCUUGACGGCACGACGAAGGCGGCGACACGGACAGUGAACACGGUCAAGAAUGGGCAUAAGCACUUCCAUAAGCUGAGAAACUGGUGGAAGAGGCGAUGGGAUGGGGCCAGCGAGGAGGAAGAGGAGGACAUGGCGGAGGUAGGCACGAAGCCGGGCAUGCCUGACGCUGGGAGCUGGGUGGGUAGCUGCUUGGAUCUGGAAGGGCCGGAACAGAGGAUGGAAAUGAGGCGGAGGUGAGAAACGAGGGUUCAGAAUGAGGGUCGUGGGAGACGGCCUCCGUGGAGAGUUUGUUAAUCCUGUGAGUAGGUGUAGUGCAUCCAUUCUACGUAGCUCGUUUACAUUAAACCACCCAUUGGCCAGCUCGUUGAUCGUUCCCUCGGCACCGGAGAUAGCGGAGCGCGCAAGGUCGACUAGCUUAGGUGUAGCCGUAACAACCGCAAUGUUGCCCCGCUCUACAAAUUCCCUAGUGUCGCAGCACUGGUCGUG
Molecule: messenger RNA, 4251 nt
Organism: Trematosphaeria pertusa
Lineage: Eukaryota; Fungi; Ascomycota; Dothideomycetes; Pleosporales; Trematosphaeriaceae
Exons: 9
Coding region: 250-4002 (1250 amino acids)
Biological process (GO): transmembrane transport; metal ion transport
Cellular component (GO): membrane
Molecular function (GO): metal ion transmembrane transporter activity
Source: RefSeq, a predicted model, not a curated record